Kwoniella shivajii is the source of this 2742-nucleotide messenger RNA. RefSeq lists its product as uncharacterized. The record is from RefSeq and is a predicted model, not a curated record. The transcript has 33 exons. Lineage: Eukaryota; Fungi; Basidiomycota; Tremellomycetes; Tremellales; Cryptococcaceae. The coding region runs from base 1 to 2742 and encodes 913 amino acids. Gene Ontology annotation, molecular function: ATP-dependent chromatin remodeler activity; ATP binding.
AUGAAGCGAAGGAAGCCUGUCAUCGUGUCUACUGCAGAGCCAUUAUCCGAUGACGAAUUCGCUGCUGAGUCGCGAGCUUCGGCAAAAGCAUAUGCUGAGAUACAAAAAUUUCAAUCAGAUAGAGAAAGGAUAAGAGAAGAGAACAAGCAGAGAAAGAAACGAGGAGAAGGAUCACUGGCUUUACCUAAAUUACCGGGGUCCCAAAGUAGAUCUGCUGGAUCAAUCAGGAAAAGGGAAGAAUUUACUCCCAGCGACGAUGAUGAAGAAGAAAGCUGGGUAAAUCACGGAGGAGGUAAAAGAGCCAAGAAGAGGAAAAAUGAGGAUGAGCUGGGUUUUGAAGGACAGGUGAUCUUACCUUUUAACCCGUUAUACUAUCUUGCAGGUCUUCCUGAUCCCGAAGGGAAAGCAGCAGAGAUUGAGGCUGCCCGACAGAAGAUCAUAGACCGACUUGCGGGAAGGAAACCGGCAUCUAGUCCUAGCAGAAGCUCCCCUCCCCCGACCAGUAGUAGCCCUACCAGACCAUCCAUCAACUCCUCACCGCUGAGCAGUAGUCCGCCAACGAUGAUCACACACUCGACGGAAGAAGAAGAUCCGUUGGAAGAAGCGCCAGAAGGGGAUUAUGACGAUGAGGAGAAUGAGGUAGUAGUACCGUGGGGCAAAACUGUGGAAAGCAACGGAGCAGAUGAGGAUUCAGUGCGAGAGGGGGAAGAAGGAGUAUAUUCAGAAGACGACGAACUAUUUUCGAAGUCUGCCAAACUUCCUGAAAUGGAUGAUCUUCCUCCAUACAGACCAACUUUCCCUUUUUCUGAUGAACAAGCAAGAACCGGCCCCUUUCCUCUGGACGAUGAGGCCAAGGACAUCGCCGUUCCGGCUUCCAUCAACCGAUUUCUCAAGGCAUAUCAACAAGUCGGCGCUCGAUUCCUGUACGACCAUUAUAAAGAAGGUAUGGGCGGAAUUCUGGGUGAUGACAUGGGUCUAGGAAAGACUAUUCAAGUGAUAUCAUUCUGGAGCAGAGAACUUGAUACGGUGCAGUGGGGCUAUUUCGAAUACGCUAUCUGGCAAUCUGACAACUGGUCAGAUAUACGGACAUCUUUCACGCAAGGAUUCUUCGAUAUAAAGCAUAUCAAGGAAUUACCGCUGUCGAUGGACGAGAUGUGGAGUGUACUCGACUUUACACAUCGAGGCUGGGCAGGGACUCUGAAACAAUGGCGGGAUUUCGCUGUCAACCCAAUCAAGAAAGGUCACAGACACGAGGGCACAGCUGCAGAAGUAAUCACUGCCAUCAUGAGACUGGGUAUAAUGACUCAAAAGAUCUUACCUCACUUCUACUUGCGGCGAGACAAAAGAUUGAUAGCUCACGAGCUACCAGAGAAGAGGGACAUGGUGGUGUUUUGCCCUUUAGCAUCUACACAGAUAAUGGCAUAUCAGAAUCUCAUAGAUUCUGAAGAUAUCCAGUUUCUGUUGAGACGUAAUGACCCUUGCGAAUGCGGGUCUGGUUUAAACAAAUGCCAUCAUGCGAAAACUUCGAAUGAUGAGACUGUCAACGAUGUUCUGCUGAGAAACCUAUCGGCGUGCAAGAAGGUUGCAAAUCACUUCGGACUCUUGUAUCAUGCUAAGGAUGAUUCACUACACACUCGGGAGAUCAACAGGCAUUUCUUCAAGAUAUGUACUGGGCAGGACUACGACACGAAGCAGCGUAAUGUGAUUCAAGCUGCCCUGGAUUCCGAGAAUUGCGGGAAAUGGACGCUUCUUGAGCAAAUGAUGGUACAAUGGCGCAAUGAUCCAAUGAACAAUAAAGUCUUGAUAUUUUCGAACUCGGACCAGAGCAGAGAUCAUUUCGUUCUGCUUAUUAGUACUUUGGCUGGAGGUGUUGGGCUAAAUUUGACAGCGGCCAACAAAGUUGUAAUCUUUGACCCUGAUUGGAGCCAGAAACGUACGGUUGACGUUUAUCGGUUGAUUGGUCAAGGUACUGUUGAAGAGCUCAUGUAUGAGAGACAAAUCCACAAGCAGUCAAGGUCACGGCAGCUCAACGAUGGGACUUUCGAAAGCCGAAUGCAUCAAGGCUUCGACGGAGCAAGAACAGAAGCAGAUCAAGGUGAAUUGUUUGGUAUACAGAACAUAUUUCGUUUUGAUCCGAAAGGGUUUGUCUCCAAGAACAUUGAGAGAAUUCGUCAAGCGGAAGAUCGCUUCGUUCAAGAUCUUAUUGAAGCGGAAUAUAACGAUUCUGAAGCUGAAGAUGAUGACCACGCGUCCGAAGAUGAAGCAGGGAAGGCAAUGAGAGACGAGCGCAAAGCUCGUGAUCUUCAUCGAGCUCAGAUCAAAGCUGCCAACAAGCGAGCUGGAGAGAACGACGUGAUGUCUAGGAAGAGGAACGAUGAGGUAGUAAAGGAUCUUCUAGGUCAUGAAGGUACCGGGACAAAGAGAGGUAGUGAGGAUGUUUUGCAAAGGCUAGGAGUGAAUACUCGCGUUCACGAACAGGCUUUCAGGGAUUCCCCAGAAGAGAGAGCAAUUUAUGAGAUUGGUGUUCAAGUACUCCAAAAGAACCCCGACCUAGCCAGAAAAGUCAAAGCCAACGAUUUGGGUAAAUUAGGCCGAGUAAUAAAAAGACGCGAAAAGGCUACAGAAGGAGAUAGUGCCCAUGAGGCCGAACCAUGGCAAAAGAGGAUCAAAGAGAGAUCUGCUAGAGGUAACAGAGAGCAAUCGAAGGAUAUCAAGAGAGUUCUGGCUGAAUUGAGUGAUUGA